UCCGCCGACCCGCAUGCGGUGCGGAGGUGUUCCAUCGAUAGUUCUCUCAGGGUAAAUGACCGAAUACGAGCUCCCAUCGUCCUGGUGAUCGGCGAGGACGGCGAAAAACUGGGCGAUUUGGCCCUGACGGAUGCCCGGCGCCUGGCCGCCGACCGGGGACUCGAUCUCGUCGAGAUCGUGGCGAACCGGAACCCUCCGGUCUGCAAGAUCAUGAACUAUGGCCGGUUCGUGUAUCAGCAGAGCAAGAAAUCCCAAGAUUCCAAGAAACACCAGAAACAGAACCAGGUCAAGGAGGUCAAAUUCCGCAUCAUCAUCGGACAGCACGACCGCGCGACGAAGAUGAAGCAGAUUGAGCGAUUCCUCCAUGAAGGUCACAAGGUCAAGGCCACGAUCUGGUUCAAGCGGGCGCGCGAGCGGAGUCGUCGGGAAUUGGGAGAUCGCAUCCUCGAUGACGUCACGGCGCGGCUUGCCGAGAUCGCAACCGUCGAGUCCAGAUCGAGCAUCGUCGGAAACCAGAUGAGCAUGAUCCUCGCUCCAACCCGCCGUCUGCUCGAGGCACUGCGCAUCGAGCGCGCCGAAAAAGCCGAGACGGAGGAAGAUCCCCACGUGGCCCGGACGCGGCGUGCCUUGCGCGUCGCGGCCGGUUGA
Molecule: messenger RNA, 648 nt
Organism: Geodia barretti
Lineage: Eukaryota; Metazoa; Porifera; Demospongiae; Tetractinellida; Geodiidae
Source: the annotation of a GenBank genome assembly